AUGCUUCGAUCUCCAUCCAAAACACGAACUUCUACCCCAAAUACAGGGGUGUCGCUUCUGCUUAUUCCACUAUCGCCAAUAAAAAUGUCUUUUCCAAGAGCCACAAAAGGAGAACAGAUAUUGCGUUUUCGUUGUCAAAUUAUCCUACACUUUCUGAAACCAACGAGCAAGCUUUUCAGUUCAGUUAUCUCGGUAAAGCCUCAACAGAAUUAUGCCCACCAAUUGUUUGUCAAAAUGCCAAGCAGAGAUUUUUGGUUUGUUACAUCAUUGGUUGCACAUAUGGUCAAUGUAACCUCACCAGAUCUCUAUAAGCUUUUAACAUGUUCAUGGAAUGAGCCCUCUUUAUUUUUAUUUGCUUUUAUUAUUGUUCUUACUCGGUUGAUGCUGGUUGCUAAAAAAAAGUUCAGUGCUUUGGAUGCCCUUGGUUUUGGAAGAUAAGUAACUAAUUGACUUAUUUCUUCUGACGAAAAUGGUAUAAACCGAUUAUAAUUUAUACAGGUGUCUUCUUCUACAUGACAGGUUGAUUUAGUUUGAGUAUACACAUUGUUGACAAACCAUAAGCCCUCAAAUAGGAGUAGUUGAUACCUCUUGCAAAUGGGGUUACUUUUGGGGAUUAUGCAGUAAAAGACACCUCAAGAAGGUUAAUAUCCAACAUAGUUUUUUGUUCUUGAUUGCUUUUAUAUUUUUCUUUCAGGUUUGUGGUGUUAACAUGAGUUUAUAUUCAACAGAUGCAUUAGAACCUCAAGUCACUUCUUUAUAUGCACAUAAACAGUGUCAUACUGAUAAAAUGCUACUUAAUUACCGUUGACACGACAUUUUUUGGUGAUUUAAAUAAUUGCAUUAUGAAGUUGCAUGUCACAGCUGUUCGCAGGUACACAGUUCAAUCUGCAAAAUAUGUCGAGAAGGAGAAGGAUGGUUUACAUGAUUUUUCUGCUGGUAUGGUUCUUCAACAAUUAGUCAGUGACAAAUCUGACUUAUUUAACAAGCAUUCGGUCCAACAUGCUUAAUUUUUUUGGUUCUCUUUAUAACAAAGGUUACUGGGAUUUGGUAUCUAUAUGAAAUAAC
Molecule: messenger RNA, 1065 nt
Organism: Lactuca saligna
Lineage: Eukaryota; Viridiplantae; Streptophyta; Magnoliopsida; Asterales; Asteraceae
Source: the annotation of a GenBank genome assembly